Molecule: messenger RNA, 2390 nt
Organism: Sceloporus undulatus (fence lizard)
Lineage: Eukaryota; Metazoa; Chordata; Lepidosauria; Squamata; Phrynosomatidae
Gene: BBLN
Product: bublin coiled coil protein
Source: RefSeq, a predicted model, not a curated record
AAGGGGCGGGGCUUUGGCUUUGCAACCUUGUCUCAACGUUCCAUCCGGGGCGGGGCUUCGCUGCCACCAAGGAGACUCUGGAGCGGGAUCAUGUCGGGCCCAAAUGGGGAUCCGCACCUGAGCUUGGUCCAGGAGGAUCAGGAGGAAGAGGAAGACGGGGGCUUUGGAGAAGCAGAAUAUGCUGCCAUCAACUCCAUGCUGGACCAGAUCAACUCCUGCCUGGACCACUUGGAGGAGAAGAAUGACCACUUGCACGCCCGGCUCAAAGAACUAGUACUCGAAUCGAACCGCCAGACAAGGCUGGAGUUUCAGCAGCAGCUGAGCGAAGGUCAAGACCAAGAGGCUGACGUCCAGAGACCUGCGAGGGACACUUAAAUGUCCAGCUUCCCCUUGCGACACAAACCCAAGCGUAGGUGAUAGGACGACCCCUUCGCCUUUGGCUCAGUGUUAAAACUAUCCGAAUAGAAAAGGCGUUCUUGGGUCCGGUUUGGCGUUUCGACCCCUCUCUUCCCCUCUUCCCUCUAUGAUUAUGGCUGCUAUGUUGUGAUGCUUGUAAAGGGAUCCAGGGUCGCUUGUAUCUAGCUUGUAAGGAAUAAGGUAAGGGUGGGAAUAAAAUAGCUUUAAGUGAAUUCAUGAGUUUAGCUUGCAUGGCAAGGGUUGUGUUGCAGUGUCUUGCCAGGGGAAAAGAAGUGACUUCAGAAAAAUGGACUUACUUUUCAGCCUUGACCAUUGUUUUUCUUUUUGCCUAGCUAGCUGCAGUUGUGUAAUCUGCAAAGCAGCAAUCCUAUGGAGCUGCUUCUCUGGGGAGUAAGCCCCACUAAGUUCAGUGGUGUGUCUUCUGAGUAGACAUUUAUAGGAUCGCACUUGAAAUUCUGCCUCUGAUACACCCCUUAUAUGUGAAAAAACAAAGCAGUUGUUGAAAUAAAGUAGUUUGAAAAGCGUAUCCAGAGGCAAAAAGGAGUCGCUAGACAAGGCCCAAUCCAGCUGGUUUCCAUUCUAGGCAGAGCUGUCACUGUCAGCUUCCUCAUUCUCCUCCCAUGACCCAUUUUUUUGACUUCCAUAAAAUGCCCGGCUUCUUACAUAACGGUGAACCAAGGUUGCACAACAAUCUUUGAUCUGUAUCUAAAUGCAAGUCUGCAACAUAUCAGCCGGAGCAUCUUGAUAAAAGUCAAAUCUAUCCAUUUUUUCUCUGGGGAGAAAUUCAGUAUUGCAUCGAUGUUACGCAAGGACAGCCCAGGCUUUAAUCCCUGCAAUUUCCACCCCUAAAUAAGUGUGAAAUGGAAGUGGAGACGGGGAAUUGAUUCAUUUCAGAGACUAGAACAUCAAAGUUGAUAUUGAUCCCCCGGAAAAGAUAGCCUUUCGUUGCAUUUUGAACAAUCUUUUGAAGCUGGCCUGUCUGAAUUUCUAAUCACAAGUGGCUCUUCUCCAGAAAACAUGAUUUAGAUGCGAGAUCUGGAGUGGCUCUUUAAGAUUAUGGUGGGUAACUUCUGAGGCAUUUUUUGCCCCUUCCUCAUAUCUUGGGCUGCACUUUUCCUCUGAUGUCCCCUCGGUGCAAAAAGAAUAAAUUCUCCCUAACAGCAAAUCAUUUGCAACUGGAAGUGACUAAGUAUGUUCGCAUGGCAAAUUGUUCCCCCCACUUUCCAGAGGAUGCUGAGGGGGUUUAAAGCUUAGUCCACCGCUUGUGUGAAUUGAAAGCAGAGCACAUGCAGUGUAUUUGGGACAGGAAAGGGCUGGAGUUGAAUGUGGUCCAGGGCUGAACUGUGGCCUUAAGAAAUCAAGCACUAAGUUGCCGUUCAGUCAACUGCAUCCGAACACUUCUGUUCUCUUUUGUAAUCACCCUGGAAGACUCAAAAUCAGGACCUCAAGAUGUUAAGAUCUCAAUACUAUCCGCAUAAAGCAACAUCCUCUAUUCUCAGGGACAGUGGAAGUUGUAGUUCAACACUUGAAGGCUGCAUGUUCCCCAGUCUUGUUCCAAAGGUCCCAGCACUGGGCCUCUGCCGAUCUUCUGCAGUAGGAAAGUAACUCCAGAGUAAAGGUGGUUAGGAAGUAAAAGGCAAGGACACCAUUUUUAGCUGUCCAAAGUUGUACCUACUGAAACUCUAAAUGGAGUAAGGUACGUUUACUUGUGUAACCUUGAGAAUCAGCUACAGAUUAGUUCUGUUUUCAUAGCUCAUGGGUCCUCUCGUCACAUCUGUUGGCCCCAUAUUUACUUGCACACUUUUAGAGAAUGAUUGUGUGAAGAACUGUUUUCACUCCUGUUUGGUCAUUCCUUGUGGCAGCUCUGUUUUCAUACCAAAAAGUGGUUGGGUCAAGACACUCUGGCCAGAGCCCCCUGUCCAUGGUUUUUUGUGUUUUAUACAUUAAAAAAAGUUUCCAACCUUGUAAAAGGA